AUGGCUGACUAUCUUUUCGUAGUCACUCGAUAUGUUGAUGGAGCUAACUGCUCAGGAGUUAGCUAUUUUGGUAUCUUCUCCGAUGAAGACGAACCAAUGGAUGUAUCUGCUGAUCAUGCUAAUACAGAUGAGCAAGUUGCUGCUCUUCUGAUAGAGCUUGGAAAUCUCUCUGUAGAAGAAAUAAGUUUACUGGCUCAACCCCUUGUCGAGCAAGAUAAGGAACCCAUUAAAGAGAAUCUGUCCUUAGAAGAAGAAGAAGAGAUUAUUCAAGAGCCAGUCCAAGCUCUUAUAACUCAAGAGGAAGAAAUUGUUGAGGAGAUCGUUCAAACUCCUAAUGAAAAAGAGGUAGUGAAAUCCCCUGAUGUCAGAACAGAGGGAUCUCAAGAAAAGGAGGCUAAAGUUUGUCUGCCUGAGAUUAUCAGAUCUGAGGGGGAACCCUUAAAAGACAAAGAUGACGAAGAAAGUUCCUCAUCUGAGGGAGAACAGGACCAAAAUGCUAGAACUGUGAAGUCUCUACCAUUUCCUGAUAUUAAUGCUGGUAACCUCUAUGAAAAUAUUCUCAAUCCUCUUCACAACAAGAGUAAUCUGUAUGAAAGAUUUCAGAGAGCAGAAGAGGAGCUGGAAGAAAAAGAGCGGAAUAAAACUGGAAAUGAGUCUGAGAAGGAUGAACCCGAGCAAUCCCUGCAGACUCACACUCAAUUUGAUCCUAUUCAGACUUCUGAAGUCGAUGAAAUCCCUACUUACCUCUCUUCAGAAGAAUGUGGUAACUAUGGGAUCAAAUAUGGUAAAGAUUUUAAAGACCCAGAAGAGGACAGAAAAGAAUUUGCUGAAUAUGUCAAAAUCCUUAAAGAGUUGGAUAAUAUAUUAAAGAAGAAUAGUCGUCAAUUUGAAAUGAUGAGUCUUGAAAGACAAAUCAAUCUUGAUAAUCAUCGUGAGAUCAUUGAAUCAAUGGAAUUAUUUAAGAGUCAGAUGAUUGAAAUUCAAGGUAGCUUGAGAGGAUCUGAUGAUGAAAGGUUGGAGUAUGCCGACUCCAUUGCAAGGAAAUUUCGAGAGAAAGAAAAUGCGAAAGCUGUUGCUGAAAAAGAACAGACUCGUAUCACUCAAGGUGAGCCUAGCAGAAGAGGCGACGGUAUAUCAACCAACACAAGAUCUAAGCGUGCGCCAACCAAUGAUGAAAAUCUAAGGCCAACCAAAAGAGGAGGAGGUAGAAGCGGUGGUGAUCUCAGAGGCCUAAGUAGUGGUGGUCGUGGUGGGCAAUCUGGUUGUGAUCGCGGAGGUCGUACUAGUGGCGGUGAUCGUGGUGGAAGAUCUAGUGGAAGCGGUCGGGGUGGACGUGUUCUUCCUCCGUUUCAAAACCUGCUAACUGGUGAAGGGAUGAGUUAUGAAGGAACUCGUUUCCUAAUCGAUCCUCGAGUUAAAAGGGAAGAACAAUAA
Messenger RNA from Impatiens glandulifera, 1434 nucleotides. RefSeq names its product keratin, type II cytoskeletal 1-like. Bases 1 to 1434 code for a protein of 477 amino acids. The record is from RefSeq and is a predicted model, not a curated record. NCBI's taxonomy places the organism in Eukaryota, Viridiplantae, Streptophyta, Magnoliopsida, Ericales, Balsaminaceae. The transcript is spliced from 3 exons.